Molecule: messenger RNA, 3092 nt
Organism: Gekko japonicus
Lineage: Eukaryota; Metazoa; Chordata; Lepidosauria; Squamata; Gekkonidae
Gene: CNTN1
Product: contactin 1
Exons: 23
Biological process (GO): cell-cell adhesion; axon guidance
Cellular component (GO): plasma membrane; axon
Molecular function (GO): protein binding
Source: RefSeq, a predicted model, not a curated record
UUCACUGCAACAGGACAGAAAUCCCUGUGAAAUAAACACAUCUGAAGAUGAAGCUGCAGUCCUUAAUCAGUUAUUUUGUUGCAGUCUGUUCCCUCUUUUGCCUGGCAGGCCUAAGGUGCUGCAGUGCUGUGCGCCAUUCUGUACAUGGUGCAUUCCCGGGACAUAGAGGUCAUAUGCAUGAGGAAUUAAAAGGAUAUGGACCAAUUUUUGAAGAACAACCCAUUGACACAAUCUAUCCAGAAGAAUCCUCAGAUGGAAGAGUUUCAAUGAAUUGCAGAGCCAGAGGAAUCCCUGCUCCCAUUUACAAGUGGAAACUUAACAACUGGGAUAUUGAUAUUACAAGGGGGCGCCACCUUAUGGUAGGAGGUAACUUGGAAAUCACUAACCCUGAGAAAUCAAGGGAUGAAGGAACAUAUGUCUGCAUAGCAUCCAACAUACAUGGAACCGUACGGAGCCGAGAAGCAAAUCUAAACUUUGGAUAUUUAAAUACAUUUACUCCUGAAGAAAGACAUGAGGUAAAAGUUCGGGAAGGUGUGGGAGCAGUGCUUCUCUGUGACCCUCCACGUCAUUACCCAGAUGAUCUGAGUUACCGCUGGGUUCUGAAUGAUUUCCCUGAAUUCAUUACUUUGGAUAAACGACGAUUUGUUUCUCAGACAAACGGCAAUCUCUACAUAGCAAAAGUAGAAGCAUCAGAUAAGGGCAACUACUCUUGCUUUGUGACCAGCAACUCAAUAGCUAAGAGUGUAUUCAGCAGUUUCAUUCCUCUUAUUCCUCAAUCAGAUCGUACGAAAGGUUAUCUGCCAGAUAUCAGAGUGAAAUUCAAAGACACAUAUGCACUUCUCGGGCAAAAUGUGACACUAGAGUGUUUUGCACUUGGAAACCCUGUUCCUGAGCUUAGAUGGUCUAAGUAUCGUGAACCCAUGGCAACCACAGCUGAGAUAAGUGCAUCUGGUGCAGUUCUCAAGAUCUUCAAUAUCCAGUUUGAAGAUGAAGGAACUUACGAAUGUGAAGCUGAAAACCACAGAGGAAAGGAUAAACAUUCAGCAAAUGUUUAUGUUCAAGCAAUGCCAGAAUGGGUGGAACAUAUCAAUGAUACUGAGAGAGAUUUGGGCAGUGAUUUACACUGGGUUUGCACAGCUACUGGCAAGCCGAUUCCAACAAUCCGGUGGUUGAAAAAUGGAUUACCGUACUGGAAAGGAGAUCUGAGAUUUUAUGACCUGAAGUUUGAUGAUGCUGGGAUGUAUCAAUGUGUAGCAGAAAACGUACAUGGAAUCAUCUAUUCAAACGCCGAGCUCAAAAUUAUAGUUCUACCUCCUACCUUUGAAUUCUAUCCCAUGAAGAAGAAAGUCUUAGCUGCUAGGGGAGGUCAUGCUAUAAUUGAGUGCAAGCCUAGAGCUGCUCCUAGGCCUAGGAUCACAUGGAGCAGAGGGACUGAAAUUCUUGUAAACUCCACCCGGAUGCGUAUUUGGUACGAUGGAAGUCUGGAAAUUAUUAAUGUCACAAGGGCUGACGCAGGCAACUAUACAUGUUUUGUAGAAAACAACAAAGGAAAAGCUAAUGGUUCUUCUACUCUUGUAAUUACAGAUUCUACAAGGAUUACUUUAGCACCAACUAAUGUUGAUGUAACUGUUGGAUACAAUGCUACCAUGCAGUGUCUUGCAGAACAUGAUCCCACUUUGGACCUGACUUUUAUUUGGACGCUCAAUGGAUACCCAAUAGACGUUGACAGAGAGAGCGAUCAUUAUGAAAGGAGCAUCAUGAUCAAGAACAAUGGUGAACUUCUAGUAAAAAAUGCACAACUGCGACAUGCUGGAAGAUAUACAUGUGUUGCUCAGACAAUUGUUGAUAAUGCCACAGCUUCAGCUGAUCUUGUUGUGAGAGGACCUCCAGGACCUCCGGGAGGACUCAGAAUUGAAGAUAUUAGAAACACGUCUGUGGUUAUUCUGUGGAGCCGUGGAACAGACAAUCAUAGUCCUAUUUCAAAUUACACUAUCCAGUCAAGAACCCCUUUACAUGAUGAUUGGAAAGAUGCCAAAACAGAUCCUACAAUAGUUGAAGGAAAUGCGGAAUCAGCCAAGGUGAUUGAUUUAAUCCCAUGGAUGGAAUACGAAUUUCGGAUAAUGGCUACUAAUACUUUAGGGACAGGAGACCCUAGUAUACCUUCGAAGAAGAUUCGAACAGAUGGAUCUCCUCCUAAUGUGGCUCCUUCUGAAGUUGGAGGAGGGGGUGGCAGAAAUAGAGAACUGACAAUAACAUGGAUGCCUUUGCCAAGAGAGUAUCAUUUUGGUCAUAAUUUUGGAUACAUAGUAUCCUUCACGCCCUUUAAUCAAAACUCCUGGAAGAGAGUUACAGUUCCUCAGCCGGAUGCUAGUCGAUAUGUCCACAAGGAUGAGUCGAUGCUUCCUUCCUCACAGUAUCAAGUAAGAGUGAGAGCAUUUAAUAACAAAGGGGAAGGACCUGACAGUAUUACUGUUUCCAUCUCUUCAGCAGAAGAUGCUCCCACAGAGAAACCAAAAAGAGUGGAUGUAAAAGUCAGAUCAGCCACUGAAGUCACUGUUAUUUGGCAGCAGCUUACCCAGCAGAUUGAUGGGUAUGAGAUUCGCUACUGGUCUGCUUAUGAAAAAGAAAUAGCUGCAAACAGAGUACAAGUGAGCAAUCAGAAUUUUUCAGUAAGGCUGGAAAACCUGAGGCCUGACACACGAUAUACUGUGGAAGUGUAUGCCUUUAACAGUGCAGGCUUUGGCCCUGCCAGUAAUAGAGUGUCCUUCACAACACAAAAAGCACCUCCAAGACAAAGACCAAAAAUUACCAGUUAUGUUAGAUCUGGUUCAAAUUACAUCAUCACCUGGGACCAUGUCCGGUCAGAUUCUAAUGAAUCAGAUGUGAAAGGAUAUAAAGUGCUUUAUAGACCAGACGGCCAGUUUAAUGGUACACUGGUUACCACUGGUAAACAUUAUAUAGCGGUUCCUGCUCCUGUUACGGGUCAAUAUGUUGUUGAAGUUCGAGUGCACAGUGAUGGAGGAGAUGGAGAAGUAGCUCAAGUAAAAAUUCCAGGUAAGUGGGCAUUAAAUAUGUCUGAAUUUGAAGCUUCA